Sesamum indicum (sesame) is the source of this 2066-nucleotide messenger RNA. RefSeq names its product zeatin O-glucosyltransferase. NCBI's taxonomy places the organism in Eukaryota, Viridiplantae, Streptophyta, Magnoliopsida, Lamiales, Pedaliaceae. Gene Ontology annotation, molecular function: UDP-glycosyltransferase activity. The record is from RefSeq and is a predicted model, not a curated record.
GUAUCGUGUUACCGUGUUCUUAUCCAUAUAUCAUCGAUUGACCCUUAUCUCAUGGGAUUAAAUGUAAUUUCACUUAAAUUAUGAUAUAUGAAGAAAUUGGACUGCUUUCUGUUGUCCCGAAACGGAAAAGAAAAUCUUAUCUUGACUAUGAUCCUCUUCAUUUAAAUGCAGGUAAUGCAUGUGACAGAAAAGACGACAGAAAGCAGUGACAAUUUCUUCAUUGGGUUUACAAAUUCAGGCACUGUUCGGAAAGGUACCAUAAACCCUCUCCAGCCAUUCUUAACUAAACAAACUUGUCCAAUCAAUAUGGCCAACAAUCAUGCUGCCCAGCAAAAUGGUUACAAGAGAACACAAUCUUCCGAUGUGGCGGUGGUGAUGGUGCCGCUGCCGGCCCAGGGCCAUCUCAACCAGCUCCUCCACCUCUCCCGCAUGGUCUCCGCCCGCAACAUUCCCGUUUAUUACAUCGGCGCCGCCACCCACAUCCGCCAGGCCCGACUUAGAGUCCAGGGCUGGAACCCGUCAGGCGUUUCCAACAUACAGUUCCACGAAUUCCCACAAACUCCUUUCGAAAACCCUCUUCCUGAUCCUAAUGCACCAACGAAAUUCCCUGGACAGAUUCUUCCUUCACUCAUGGCUUCCAUGCUUCUCCGGGGGCCUGUCUACCGAUUCGUAGAGGGGAUUUCCAGGGCAUUCAGAAGGGCAGUUGUGAUUUACGAUUCUUUAAUGUCUUAUGUUGUCCAGGACAUUGAUUCUCUCCAAAAUGCUGUUUGUUACAGUUUCCGGAGUAUAUCGGCUUUCGCUGUGUCCUCGUGGGAAGCCCUGGAUUCGCCUGAUGAUUUACCAAUUGAAGCAGAGAUUCUGAAAGACAUUCCAUCCCUCGAUGGCUAUUACCCGCCGGAAUUUGCGGAGUUCUUGAAUUUGCAGAGCGGGAGUAGGAAGAUUUUCUCCGGGGAGAUUUACAACUCGUGUAGAGAAAUAGAGGGUUUAUACCUGGAUUUGCUCGAGAAAAGGAAGAGGAAUGGAGCAGAAAAGCUAUGGGCUAUAGGCCCAUUCAAUCUUGUAUCUGUACCUGAAGAAAGGGACUUCAGAAAUCGUCACAAAUCCUUACAGUGGCUCGACAGACAGGGACUAAAUUCCGUGAUCUUUGUUUCUUUCGGCACGACAUCUUCAUUGUCGGAUGAACAGAUCAAAGAAAUCGCGUUUGGGUUGGAAAGAAGUGGGCAGAAGUUCAUAUGGGUGCUCAGGGACGCGGAUAAAGGAGACAUUUUCGCAGGAGAAGUGAGGGAAUCUGAACUGCCUGACGGGUUUGAAAAGAGAGUUAAAGAAAGAGGGGUUGUGGUGAGGGAUUGGGCACCCCAGUUGGAGAUUCUUUGCCACCCGUCGACAGGUGGUUUUAUGAGCCAUUGUGGGUGGAAUUCGUGCUUAGAAAGUAUCAGCAUGGGAGUGCCGAUGGCAACCUGGCCCCUGCAUUCGGACCAGCCGGGCAAUGCUGUCUUAAUGACACAGGUUUUGAAGAUUGGUGUGCAGGUCAAGUGUUGGAGCCGUCAGGAUGAAUUGGUCUCGUCGUUAACAGUCGAAACGGCUGUAAGGAAAUUGAUGAUGUCGGAGGAGGGAGAUUGGGUAAGGAAAAGGGCUGCAGAAUUAGGGGAUGCUGUAAAGAAAUCGGUGGAGGGAGGAGUCAUCCGCAAGGAGAUCGAUUCCUUCAUUGAUCAUAUUACUGCAUAAACAUAAUUCCAGUUGAAGUCGAGGCAUUCACGAUAAUACUUAUAACAAUAUUUCACAUCAAUCACAACAUUAUCAUAGUUUUUGAGAUUACUGCAGCAUAGUUCAAAUUAAGAUUUCUUUCUAUCCAAAAUAUGAUUGUUUAUGUAUACAUAUCCUUUUCCAAGAAUCAUCUGGUCCCAAGAAGGCAAUUGUAAGCAGGAAAUGUACUUCUUGCACCGAUUCAGCAAUCCUCUGACAACGUUGAUUAUCAUAUUAGAUUAAAGUAUCUAUCUCCAUAGAUGUAUAAUCUCAUGUAACAAGUAUUUGUCUAUAGUGCAAGCACUUUCAAGAUGCUAGCUGUA